Messenger RNA from Helianthus annuus (common sunflower), 1879 nucleotides. Its product is annotated as probable indole-3-pyruvate monooxygenase YUCCA4. NCBI's taxonomy places the organism in Eukaryota, Viridiplantae, Streptophyta, Magnoliopsida, Asterales, Asteraceae. The coding region runs from base 413 to 1630 and encodes 405 amino acids. Gene Ontology annotation, biological process: auxin biosynthetic process. The transcript has 4 exons. The record is from RefSeq and is a predicted model, not a curated record. Gene Ontology annotation, molecular function: monooxygenase activity; flavin adenine dinucleotide binding.
UCUCUCUCUGCAUUUAAAUACCCUCAGAAAAUUUAAAAAAAAAAACCCACAUUUCAAUUCACUCACACCCAUUUAAACUCUUGGUUUCUAAACUAAACCACAACAAAAACAGAGCAUUUCUUGAAAAAAAAAACAGAGUAUUUUUCAAGAUUUUCAAAGAUCCUUCAUUUCUUACUCAUUCUUCAAUUUUCUUGAAUUUCUCUUGUGGGUUUUGAUCUUUUUAUCUUUCUUGAUAAAUCUUUAAACUAAAACACAACAAAAACAGAGCAUUUCUUGAAAAAAAAAGCACAUUCUUGAAAAACAGAGUAUUUUUCAAGAUUUUCAAAAGACCCUUAAUUUCUUACUCAUUUCACAAUCUUCUUACAUUUCUGUUGUGGGUUUUCAUCCUUUUAUCUUUCUUGAUAAAUCUUUAAUGGAUUCUUGUGAAAAAGACAAGAUCUUUAUAACAUUUGAUGGGCCAAUAAUAGUGGGUGCUGGCCCUUCUGGUAUAGCUGUUGCAGCUUGUCUUCAAGAAAAUGGAAUCCCAUCACUUGUUCUUGAAAGAAGUGACUGCAUUGCAUCUUUAUGGCAACACAAAACCUAUGAUCGGUUAAAGCUUCAUCUCCCUAAACAUUUUUGUGAGCUUCCAUUAUUUGGGUACCCAAAGAAUUUCCCAAAAUACCCUUCUAAAAACCAGUUUGUUUCCUACAUGUUGGCCUAUGCAAAACACUUUAACAUUGUCCCAAAGUUUAACCAGUUGGUGGAAAAAGCUGAGUUUGAUGGUGAAAAUGGUGUGUGGAGAGUGAGUACACAAGAUUGUGUGUAUGUGUCACGGUGGUUAGUGGUGGCUACCGGAGAGAAUGCGGAGGCGGUGGUGCCGGAGAUUCAAGGGGUUGAAAAGUUUGAAGGGGUGGUGAAGCAUACAAGUGAGUACAAAAGUGGUUGUGAGUUUAAAGAUCAAAGGGUUUUGGUUGUUGGGUGUGGGAAUUCUGGUAUGGAGGUUAGUUUGGACCUUUGCCGUUACAAUGCAAGUCCUUUUAUGGUUGUUAGAAACUCUGUUCAUGUUCUACCUAGAGAGAUGUUUGGAUUCACAACAUUUGGAAUAGCUAUGGCACUUCUCAAAUGGCUACCACUUAGAGUGGUGGACAGAUUAAUCUUGUUUAUGGCUAGUUUAACACUUGGAAACACCGAUAAACUAGGGCUUAAGCGACCAAAAACCGGCCCUAUUGAGCUUAAAAAUGCUACUGGAAAGACACCGGUGCUCGACACCGGUGCCUUGUCUCUUAUCAAAUCCGGUAACAUCAAGGUGGUGGAGCAAGGAGUGAGAGAACUCACUAGAAAUGGAGCAAGAUUUAUGGAUGGUCAAGAAAUUGCAUUUGAUUCUAUUGUUUUGGCAACAGGAUACAAGAGCAAUGUGCCAUUUUGGCUCAAGGGAAGUGAUUUUUUCACCGAUGAUGGAAUGCCGAAAACGCCUUUCCCAAAUGGAUGGAAAGGAGAGAACGGGUUAUACACGGUUGGGUUUACCCGAAGAGGUCUUCUUGGUACAACAUGUGAUGCGCUUAAAAUUGCUAAAGACGUUACAGAUCAAUGGCGGAACCUGACAAGCAAUUCAAAGCACGAGUUUAGGUUAAAGUCAUGUAAUGAUCAAUAAAAGAAAUAAGAGAUAAAUAGGGUUUUUAUUUUUAUUUAGAUGGUGCAGUGGCAUUAUUGUACUUUUUUUUGGGGGGAGUGGGGGUGAGGGAGGUUGUUAAUUUUCUAGUUCAAAUGCUUGCAAAACAACAUUGUCUUUUAGGUUCAAAAUUUCUGAUGUUCUUUUGUUACUUGAGGGGUGGUGGGGUUAGAUUGUACAUUGACAAGUUUUGUAAUUCACUCUUGAAGUUCUUUUAUUCCUUUUAGUGCA